Molecule: messenger RNA, 2669 nt
Organism: Scylla paramamosain (green mud crab)
Lineage: Eukaryota; Metazoa; Arthropoda; Malacostraca; Decapoda; Portunidae
Gene: Rtf1
Product: RNA polymerase-associated protein RTF1 homolog
Exons: 16
Coding region: 189-2579 (796 amino acids)
Cellular component (GO): Cdc73/Paf1 complex
Molecular function (GO): RNA polymerase II C-terminal domain phosphoserine binding; DNA binding
Source: RefSeq, a predicted model, not a curated record
AUCCGUGGUCCUCGUUGUUGAUGUUUGUUGUUGUUCAGAGUCAGGCAGCGAGUGGAGGGAAGCUGAGAGGUGGCCUGUGAGCGAGUGUCGUGUGUGUCUGUCUUCCUCUGACGCCCCAUUUACCCCUUCCUGCUGCUGCUGCCACUGCCCACCCCAGAGGAGUGAGAUAGAGAGGGAGCACCGCCGCCAUGAACAAGAGGAAGGCCAAGCCGCUCAUUGACUCCGACAGCGAUGAAGAAGGCCAGAGCGGAUCUGGAUCAGGCUCGGACAUCGACUCGGAAUUACUGGCGCUGGCCAAGAAGAAGAAGAAGCGGUCCAACAGUGAGUCAUCUGGCGGGUCGUCUCCGAGGCAGAAGCCAUCCGCUGUUCGCUCCAAGGUGGCCACGGACAGUGACUCAGAGACCAGUGACUCGGACUCAGACUGGGGCGCCUCCAGGGGGAAAAAGAAAAAGAUGACAAAGACAGCCACCAAGAACAAAGGCAAGACCACUGGCACUUCCCAAGACAGCGACUCGGAAGGCACCAGAGCAGCACGGGCCAGUGCGUCCGAGCCAGAGGAAGGUGAAGUCUCGGACACAAAUAGCAGCGACUCGGAGGUUGAUCUGAAUGAGGAAUUUGAUGAUGGCCUAGACGAGAACAUGAUAGGAGAUGAGGAGGACCGGGCGCGACUCGAACAGAUGACGGAGAAGGAGCGAGAACAGGAGAUUUACAACAGGAUAGAGAAGAGAGAAGUCAUGAGGACGCGCUUUGAAAUUGAGAAGAAACUGAAGCUGGCCAAGAAAAAGGAACAGAAGAAGAGGAAAGAAAAGGAAGGAGAUAAGCCUAAGGAGAAGAGGCAGCCCGUGCUAACAAACCGAACCAAGACGUUAGAGGAGCGAGCUGGGCGGAAUGACAAGUUUGCAGCGCUGAAGGCCAAGAGGGUCAACAAAAUACAGAAAGCGGAAGAGGAGAGACAGAAGAAGGAACGUGAGGCGGAAGAGAAGAGGAGGAGGAAAGAGGAACGGGAGAAAUCAAUGGACUCUGAUUCAAAUGUAGAAGAUGGAAAGAGUAAAAAACUGAAGGCAUCAGACGUGUACAGCUCAGACGACAGUGGAUCAGAGAGCGACAAGUCAACUAAAUCUGACAAAUCUGCCAAAAGAAGAUCCUCCUCCUCCUCCUCGUCUUCCUCCUCAGAUGGUGACAGUGACUCGGGCAGCCCCUGUGUGGAGGAGGCCACUGCCAAACCCAGCAGGGGAAGAUUUGCUGCAAAGCUUCCAAAGAGCCAUGGGAAAGAAAGCAAUACUAAGACGACCAAGAAGAUCGAGUCAAAAAAAUUGCCUUCUUCCACUUCUUCUUGUGCUUCUCCCUCCUCUUCUUCUUCUUCAUGUUUUAGUGAUUCAAGUGACAGCAAUGUGUCACCUAAGAAGACCAGAACUGACAGGUCUAAAGACAGCCACCGCUCAAGAGAAUCCAGACCGAAGUUUGUCACGUGUCGAGAGGACUUGGAGAAGAUCAGACUCUCUCGCCACAAGAUGGAGCGUUUUGUCCACCUGCCAAUAUUCUCCAAGGCCAUCAUCGGCUGCUUUGUCAGGAUAGGCAUUGGCAGCAAUCAGGGGCGGCCUGUGUAUAGGGUUGCAGAAAUAACAGCUGUGUGUGAAACAGCAAAGAUCUACCAGUUGGGCAACACAAGAACAAAUAAAGGACUGAGGCUGAAACAUGGGUCACACGAGAGAGUGUUCCGGCUGGAGUUUGUGAGCAACAGUCCGUUCCAAGAGUCAGAGUACAACAAGUGGGUGGAGGACUGUGCGGCUCAUGGCACAGAGCUGCCCUCCAUGAUACACGUGGAUCAGAAGCAGAAGGACAUCCACGAUCUUCUCUACUAUCAGUUCAGCAGUGAAGACAUCGACAAGAUGGUGGAAGAGAAGGCUCGGUUCAACCACAACCCGACCAACUUUGCUGUGGCCAAAACGUUACUUAUGAAGGAGAAGGACAUUGCUGCUCAGAAGGGUGAUGAUGAGUCUGUGGAGAAGCUGACGGAGAAAAUUGCAGACCUUGAUGAGAAAGCGAACAGCCUUGACAAGCGCAGGACUCAGACCAUAGCUGCCAUCUCCUACAUCAACGAACGCAACCGAAAAAAUAAUGUAGAGAAAGCAGAGAAGGCAAUUUUGGCGGAGAUUGAAGCGAAGAAAGGAACAAAAAUUGACGAUCCGUUCACCCGGCGGUCGACUCGGCCCACCAUGGUCACCCGUACCAAGGAACCUGACAUCCAGUCCUCGGAGAUGCUUAUCAAGGUGGAGAUGGAACGGAAAAUGAAACAAGAAGAAGAGAAGAGAAAAAAGGAAGAAGAGCUUAACAGAAAGAAGCAGGAUGAAGAGAAGAAGAAAGACGAAGAGCGGAAGAGAAUACAAGCUGAAGAUCUAUUCGCUGCUCAUGAUUUUGAUGUCAAGAUCGACUUGGAUGUGACGAUUCCUGGUAAUGCCUCAGCUCCUGUUGGUCCCAGACAAAACCUGGGGAGUGCAACAAAUGGGAGUUCAGUGAGUGCAGCUCCCAAGAGAUCUCUAAAUCUUGAAGAGUACAAGAAGAAAAAAGGCUUAAUAUGAAUAACUGUGGCUUAGGUUGAUAAAAUCUUCUAGUGACAAUUACAAGUGAAGAAUGACUCCACACAUGCCAAUACACACACACACACACAC